Messenger RNA from Drosophila elegans, 2425 nucleotides. RefSeq names its product sodium-dependent nutrient amino acid transporter 1. Gene Ontology annotation, molecular function: L-amino acid transmembrane transporter activity. Bases 307 to 2196 code for a protein of 629 amino acids. Gene Ontology annotation, cellular component: membrane. Gene Ontology annotation, biological process: sodium ion transmembrane transport. NCBI's taxonomy places the organism in Eukaryota, Metazoa, Arthropoda, Insecta, Diptera, Drosophilidae. The record is from RefSeq and is a predicted model, not a curated record. The transcript has 5 exons.
AAGGCAACAGACAGCCGAAUAAAAGGGGAAUAAACAAACCUAGAUAAACACCAAAUCAAAGGGAAAUGUGUAUGAAACGGUUCUCGAUCGGCGGUGUUUGCUUUCUGUAAUUUUAUUUCGCGCAAACAGUGUACAAUUUAAAAGUUUCUCAAAACUUAAUUGUUUGAUUUUAAAGUGUUUGUUUUUGUAUUCGCUGCUUAAAAGCUAUUAAUUGUGCUUUUGUGUCCAUGGUGCCGAUUGAUAACAUUCUUCAAAAUCACGUCUAUCUCAUCCAGGUCAAAAAAUACUUAAAAGCAACGCAUUACGAUGAAAGAUUUGAAAACGGAGACCCCAGCGAGCGGCUGUCCCUCGAAUCUAGAGACCAGCAGGUGUGGUAGCAGUGGAGAGGCGCUGCUAAAUCAUUCCGUGCAGCCCGUGGCGUUGGAAUCGUCUGAGCUAGUCCCGGAUCAGAAGGCCCGCGACAACUGGGGCAGUUCGCUGGAGUUCCUGAUGUCCUGCAUCGCCCUGAGCGUGGGAUUAGGCAACGUGUGGCGUUUCCCAUUCACGGCCCUGGAAAAUGGAGGAGGCGCCUUCCUAAUUCCCUAUCUUAUCGUCCUUUUUGUGGUAGGAAAGCCGAUUUACUACAUGGAGAUGCUGCUGGGCCAGUUUUCCAGUCGUGGCAUCGUGCAGGUCUUUGACUUUGCACCCCUCAUGAGAGGUGUAGGCUAUGCCCAACUUUUGGCCCUUGGCGUUCUGGCCACAUACUAUGCCUCGGUGAUGGCCCUAACGUUGCGAUACUUCUUCGAUUCCUUCGCGUCGGAGCUGCCCUGGAGCUACUGCCGUCCGGAGUGGGGUGACGGGUGCGUGAGUGCAUCCGGAGGUCGGCCUUUCGAGGGUCAGCUGCAGCGAAACUUCAGCUCCUCCACGCAGCUCUACCUGCAACGCGUCGUGCUGAACGAGACGGAGUCGCUGGACCAGGGAAUAGGUUAUCCCAGUGGUAGCUUGGCUCUAAUGCUGGGGCUGUCCUGGCUAACAGUUACGCUGAUCAUCAUCAGGGGCGUGAAGAGCUCCGGCAAGGCGGCUUAUGUCCUGGCUCUGUUUCCAUACGUCGUCAUGUUCAUCCUGCUCGUGAGAGCCUUGACUUUGCCGGGGGCCUACGAGGGUGUAAUGUACUUCCUGACGCCCCAGUGGGGCAAACUCCUGGAACCGGAGGUGUGGUACAAUGCCGUGACCCAGGUGUUCUUCUCACUGGCCGUCUGCUUUGGCGUGAUCAUCAUGUACUCGUCGUACAACCGAUUCGGGCACAAUGUGUACAGGGAUGCCAACAUCGUGACCACUCUGGAUACCUUCACCUCGCUGCUCUCGGGGGUGAUUAUCUUCGGAAUUUUGGGUAAUCUGGCCCACGAGUCGGGCACCAAGGACAUUGCCAGUGUGGUGAAGGCAGGUCCUGGACUGGCCUUCAUCUCCUAUCCCGACGCCAUUGCCAAGUUCAAGCUGCUGCCGCAGGUCUUCUCGCUACUCUUCUUCGUCAUGCUCUUCAUGCUGGGCGUGGGCAGCAAUGUGGGCAUGGUCAGCUGCAUCAUGACCGUGCUGAAGGAUCAGUUCGUGAACGUCAAGCUGUGGAUCAUCGUGGUCUGCCUCUCGUCAAUUGGAUUUCUUGUGGGUCUGAUCUACAUCACGCCCGGCGGUCAGCACAUCAUCACACUGAUGGACUUUCACGGCGUGACCUUUGUGUCCCUAGUGUCGGCCAUCUUCGAGCUGAUCGCCGUGGGCUGGAUCUACGGCACCAAACGCCUCUGCCAGGAUGCCGAAUACAUGCUGAACAUCAAGACCUCCAACUACUAUCGGAUAUGCUGGUCCAUUGUCACGCCGUUGGUUAUGGUUGUCAUCCUGGUGUACAGCCUGCUAACCAUGCGUCCACUCAGCUACAACGGACAGGAGUUCCCGCUGUCCUAUAGAAUUUUCGGCUGGUGUGUUUCUGGCUUCAUUAUUGGCCAGCUGUUCUACUGGGCCUUCUAUGCCAACUGCAAGCAGCCAAAGGGAACGCUGAAGGGUCGCAUAAGCCAUUCAAUUAAGCCGCACUCCGAUUGGGGUCCUCUGGACUCCAAGAAGCUGAUGGACUACCAGAUGUUCCUGCGCCACAAGGACGAGAACGAUUCCAUGCUCCCAAAUCGUGGCUGUGUUUGCAUUACAGUUGUGGAUCGCAUUUUUGGUUGAGUCAGCAUUUGUUAUCAUGUUCUGUCGUCUUUAAAGCAUAGUUCCUUUUUUUUGCAUUCAUUCCUAAUUGGAAAUUUUGUAUGGCAGCUUGUACUUAAUUUUAUUUUACAUACGUUUUUAUUUAUACAAAAAUGAAAUCAAACAAAAAUCAAUUAACUCGAAAGUUUGCUCUUAAGCAAUUCCAAUUGCUGCCAGACUGAAUUUUCGGUGUUUCAUUUUUGCAAUGUCA